This is a messenger RNA of Porites lobata, 543 nucleotides long. NCBI's taxonomy places the organism in Eukaryota, Metazoa, Cnidaria, Anthozoa, Scleractinia, Poritidae. The record is from the annotation of a GenBank genome assembly.
AAGGAAAGACAACAAAAAAAGGAUGUCUUCCAGAAAAUCUGUAACCACUUUAAUGAAACUUCGGAGUAUAAAGUAACUGUUGAUCAGUGUAUAAGAAAGUGGGAUAAACUUGUUGCAAAGUUUAAACAAGUUGAAGAUAACAAUAAGCAAACAGGAAAAGCAAGACAAACGUGUAAAUUUUAUGACAGUCUACAAGAAUGUAUUGGGGAGAGCCGCAAGGUUAAUCCAAGCUACACCUUUGAUGUUGCACGUGUGGCCUCUUCUUCAUCAAGCCAAAGUGAUUCAAAUGCAGAAUGUGAUGACAAUGGUGAUGAGCUUGAAGAUGAUGAAAGUGGCAAUAGUCUGGAGGGAGCAAAGAAUGGAAAUAAAAGAGUAAGAAAAAGAAAAAGCCACUCAUCAGCGGCUGAGAUGCUUACAUUUUUGCAGUCCUACUCUGAGAAGAGAGAGAAAGUAGAAAAAGAAAAAAUCUCCUUACUAAGAGAGAUGCAGAAAGAAAAAAAAGAAUUUUUUGGCCAACUUUUGGAUGUUCUAAAAAAGAAAUAG